AUGAUUAGAGACAUCGUUAUAAAAAUCGAUGACGGCAAAGAAUUUAAUCAAAAGCUUAAUGAUAACCUAAAAUUAUCAAAAAUUCGUAUAUUCAUCUUAGAAAGUUCAGAAAUUCAUAGUUAUAUUCGUUUCCUUAAAGAUACUUUAAUCUUUCAACAUGAAGGUAAAGAUAUUAUAAAUGAAGACAAGGCUUUAUCGGAGAUUCUCGUCGGUGAUAAAUUAUUUAUUAAAAAAAUCAAGAAUGAUGAAUCCACCAAUGUUUCAUUCCAAAGUGAAGAAAAAAAGAAAGCUUAUAAAUUGCCUUUAAAUAUGAAAUUGGACGAAGUUAGAUUAUUUCUAAGUCAACGUUUAGAUUAUAACUUUUCCUUUAUACUUCCAGACCAUGAAUUUAAUCAAAAGCUUAAUGAUAACCUAAAAUUAUCAAAAAUUCGUAUAUUCAUCUUAGAAAGUUCAGAAAUUCAUAGUUAUAUUCGUUUCCUUAAAGAUACUUUAAUCUUUCAACAUGAAGGUAAAGAUAUUAUAAAUGAAGACAAGGCUUUAUCGGAGAUUCUCGUCGCUUAUAAAUUGCCUUUAAAUAUGAAAUUGGACGAAGUUAGAUUAUUUCUAAGUCAACGUUUAGAUUAUAACUUUUCCUUUAUACUUCCAGACCAUGGUGAAAUAGAAAUAGAUGAGGAAUAUAAAGAUACUUUAGAGAAGAUAAUUAAUAAAAAUGAUAAAAAUAUCAAUUUGAUAGAAUUAUGCAAAACAAAUAGACCUAAUUGGUCAAAAUUAAUUAAAUCUUGUGAAUAUGGAUUUAAUAUAAUAGCGGAUAAGGGCGCUGAAAGGGCUUCUAAAAAAGCAAUUGUAAUUACAGAUUCCAAAAACAAAAAGGAUCGUCAUCCAGAGAGGUAUAAGGAGACUAAAAGGUGUGAUAAUGAAUUGGAUAAUCUAUGUCAACGUAAUACAGCUUUUGAUUGUAAAAUAUCUUCAAUAUUACCAUGGCUAUCAUUUUGUAUUGGUUUAACAAGUAAAAGUUCAAUUGAGUUUAAAAAGAAAUCGGCCACAGCCACUUCAUAUUCAAUUAUUAAAUCAGAACAUGCAUCAAUUGAAUUUACAGAAUUAGAUUAUUAUUUAACAACUGAAUUUGUAAAUGAUGUUGAAUCUGCAAUUGAUCCAAAUUUAAAAUUACGUGUACAACUUGAGAAACUUAAGAAAAUCAUUGAAGAUUAUGUUAUAGAAUCAUCUUCAAGUACAAUUAGUGGUGAAUCUAAUAUGAGUUACUCAAGUAUUACUGAUUUUGGCAUAUCUGGAUGUAGAACAAAAUCAGGAAAUGACAAUACAAGCUCAAGUGAAGCCAGAUCUUAUGAACGUAUAAUAGGUGGAGGUGAUUAUUUAUUUGAUGAUAAUAUAAGUGGUUGGUAUGAGGCUCUCAGUGAUCCUGAUAAGUGGGAGAUAGUUGAAUAUAAAGAAGUUAUACCUAUAUUUGAAAUAUUACCAGAUGAUUUAAAAGAUCGAGUAUUAAAAUGUUUGGGCCAAAGAAUACUUGAUGUUAAAACUUGUAAAAUUGUCUAUGAUACUAAGGAAAAGGCUCAUGUUCAUAUAUUAGAGCAUGAUAUUCCAAAUAUUGAUGAAUGUCAAAUUUUCUCUACAAUAAUGGAAGAAAAUGAAAGUGCAAAAAAUUCAUUUAGUAGUAGAAUUGAAUAUCUUGAUAAAAAUAGUCCUGUGAUUGUCAUUCACAAAAUUAAUGAAGAUAAAGACAAAUCAAGUUAUAAUCGACAUGACUUAAAAAUUAGUUAUAUAAUUGUUGGAUAUGGUUUUAGAUCUAAAUCUGAGUUGGAUAUUAAAUUUAUUGGUGGAGGAGAAAAGGAGAUUAAACAAGAUAAUAAUAGAUUUAUUGCAGAAAUCGAAAGGCCAAAAAAAGAGAAAUCAAUAAUUGGAUCUUGUAUGAUUAAAUCAUAUAAAAAUAAAACUGAUCCAGAGGAUUCAAAAAUUAUCACCAGUUUGCAUUUUCAUCAAUCAGACAAAAAAGUCUGUAUUCACACUUAUGACCUUGAAACCAAAAAAAGAAUUAAACCCUUAGACAAUUCUUAUAUUUAUUAUAGUAUAUUAGAAUUUCCAGGAUUUGGUAAAGCUAUUAAAUGUGAUAAAAUAAAGCUUUCUUUUAAAAAUUCAGGGAAUUUUAAAUGGAUAACAUCUGGCAACUUUGAGGAAAAUCAGUCAAUUUUUAUGAAUCUAAUAUUAAAUGAUUGUACUAGUAAUAAAGAUAAAGCUGAGUUAGAAAUUGUAGUAUUCAAACCCAAUGUUAUAUUUUUAGCAUAUAAAAAAAUUCAUGAUUCAGAUGAUAAUGGUGAUAAUGGUCUGAGCUUCUUAAGUCUACCAAUUACUUCAACUACCUCUGUUAAAUUAUUAAAUUCUUAG
Molecule: messenger RNA, 2397 nt
Organism: Entrophospora sp. SA101
Lineage: Eukaryota; Fungi; Glomeromycota; Glomeromycetes; Entrophosporales; Entrophosporaceae
Source: the annotation of a GenBank genome assembly